AUGAUUCAUCAAACGAGUGUUGGAAAUCAAUAUGAGAAUGGAACAAGGUUUUCAUUUUCGAAUCGUUUGGGUGAUUCAGGACGUGGUACAGCCAAAUCCAUGAUAUCUCACAUGUUGGUAUUAGCUACGGAACAUCAUUCGAUUGGAAUGUUUGAAAGUUAUACGGAGAACGACUACAAGUUUUUAAUUUUAAAGUUGGGAUCGAAUAGACACGAUGAGAAUGUAUUGCAAUAUUUUGAUACUCAGCAGGUGAUUGAAAUUCAGUCUGGAAAUGAGAAAUCAAAUGUUAUUCAAUCGAAUAGACACAGGCGAGAUAUGGAUGUCGUGAAUAUUUUCGAAACUCGCCAAUGUGUGAACUCGAAACUUGAAAAAUCAUUCCUGUGCUUAUUUUCAGAAUGUAGUGCGAAUGUAACCAUUACAUUGGAUGAGAACAACUUGUUACAAUCCAAAGUGUUCAUUGAUAUUGUCAAUGAAAAUAAUGAAAUAGGUGAAGGAAACAGGUAUUAUCCUUCACCAUCUCCGUAUUUUCAGACAGAAUGCUGCUCGAUAACAUCAGAGAAAUAUUUGGGAGUUCAGAAAUCGUGCUUUGAAGGUUUCAUUGUCCCCAAAGUUGUGUCUAGUUGUCUUUUGACAUUCUUCAUUCCAAAAGUGAUUCAAUCAGAAAAACCCAAGAACCUGAAUUUAGAUCCUGCUCGCACCCUUUCCUUUGACUAUUCAAAAAUUAUGACCAUGAAUGAAUCAAAAUUCGUUCUAGUUGCAAGCGUGCAUGGUAAAAAUUAUAGAAAAAACCCAUUCGUACUGAGAGAGAUGGUUCCAGUGGUAGGAGUGGAUGGUCAAGUAGAAUCAUGCAAACUGAAGAAAUUUCACAUACAAAACUUUUACAAGUACUUUACCAAGUUUCAUUUAGUCCUCGAUUGUACAACACUUUCAGAUGGAAAAUAUUUAUUCUUACUGAGAAAACACCCAGGUGAAAAAUUGGAUACCUUUGAACACUAUCAAUCCUAUUUAUUAUGGAUUGUUAUAGAUUUAUUCUCUUGUACUGCAAAGCAAGUAUUUCCAGUACAUUACAAAAAGAGUGAGAUUGAUUCUACUGGAAUUCUAAGAACAAAGAAACGAUUGGACCAGGAAGGUUUUGUAUUGUGUGAACGAAAAAAGAACGUUCGAGUGAGACCACAAAAACCAGAAUCUAAUUCUCAAAUUUCAUCCAAUAUUGACCUGGAAUUUUGUGUGACUCUUUUUGGAUAUCAUGCAAAUAGUGUCACCAAUCGAGAUUUGUUCUCUGUCUUGCUCCUCUUUCGAUCCAAUUUUGAAGACAAGUCUCUCAAAUGUCAUAAUGGGAUGAGAGAUGUGCCCUAUCACCAGUAUACCUUUAAAUUUACAGAAGAGCACAUUCUACCCAUUAGUUGUUUCAACACUCCAAUACUUUCUGAUAUUACCGUCACUUCUCAACAUUAA
This is a messenger RNA of Naegleria lovaniensis, 1455 nucleotides long. RefSeq lists its product as uncharacterized. Lineage: Eukaryota; Heterolobosea; Eutetramitea; Acrasida; Naegleriidae. Bases 1 to 1455 code for a protein of 484 amino acids. The record is from RefSeq and is a predicted model, not a curated record. The transcript has a single exon.